ACUCUGGGAACGGGUCCUCUGGGGUCGCCCUGCGCAUGUGCAGUUUCAGCAACUACUCCCCUCUUCCCUUCCGCCAUCUCCUUUGUCUGGUCAAGAUGGUUUUGCAGCUUCUGGGUCUCAGCCGCGUAGAGGCUUUGCAGCUUUUACAGCGCUUAGUACGGGAUCCUGUCCCCAAGUCCUCAGGGAUGCAACUGUGAAGAGACUAUGGACAGAAUCUCACUAUGUGCAUCGGUGUCAUUCAAGGACGUGGCUGUGGAGCUGACCCAGGAGGAGUGGCAGCACAUGGGCCCCGCUCAGAGGACCCUGUACAGAGACGUGAUGCUGGAGAACUACAGCCACCUCGUCUCAGUGGGAUAUUGCAUUACCAAACCAGAGGUGAUCUUCAAAUUGGAACAAGGAGAAGAGCCUUGGUCCUUAGAAGAAGAAUCCCCAAACCAUAGCUACCUGGAAAAUUACAAAGCAGAUGUCUAUUUCAAGAGGAGUAAAGGAAAUGAAGAAAAACAUCUGUGGGAAGUAAUACCCAUCAAUAACAAAAUAUUGACUAGACAAGGAGAGAAAAUUUUGGAAAAACCAUGUAAUCCGGGCACAGCUUCAUUUUCUUCAAGAAAAAUUCGCUGUAAAUGCGACUUAUGUAGAAUUAGUUUCCCAAUUGUUUCUGAAUUAAUUAUGAGUGAUAGAAAUUCUUCAGGAAAGAAGGCUGAUUAUAUUACCGUAUGUGAAAAAUUACAUCUUGAUAUUAAUAAUGAGGGAACUCAUGCUGGAGAGGAAUUUUAUGAAUGUAAUAAAAAUGUGAAGGGUCUCAGUUACGAGGAAGGUCUUUCCCAGAAUCAGAAGUUUCAAAUCUUGAAAGAAGCUUUUGAAUAUAAUGAAUUUGAGAAAGGUUCCUGUGAUAAGGCUGCCUAUAUUACCCCUGAAAGUUCUCACAUAGAAGAGAAAUCCAGUAAGGAUGACAAAUUGAGUAAAACCUGUGGUAAGACAAUUCUGUUUGACCACAAGAGAACUAGCACAGUGGAGAAGUACUCUGGUCUUAACCAGUGUGUGAAAUCCUGUGAGAAGUCAACUUUCAUGGACUACAAUAAAGUUCACGUGGCUUUGUCACACUGUGAAUGUAAUGAAAAUGGGAAUAAUUUCAGCAGGAAGUCACAGCUCACUCAACCUCAGAGAAGUGUCACGGGACAGAGUACCUUUGAAAGGAGUACGUGUGAAGAAAACUUCGGACAGAUCUCAACUUUCAUGGUACAUUGGAGAACACCAACUGAAGAUAAAUCUUUUGAAUAUAAUGAAUACGGGAGUUCUUUUUACCCAAAGUUACACCUAAUGGUACAUAAGGAAUCUCACAUAGAAGAGAAACUGUGCAAAUGUGAUGAAUUUGAUAAUUUCUCCCAAAUCUCAGCCGUGAGUAGUCAUCAGCAAAGUGACACAGGAGAGAAGACUUUUGAAUGUAAUGAGCACAGGAAAUCCUUUUACCAGAAAGUACACAUCACUCAGCAUCAGAGGAUGCAUUCAGGGGAGAAGCCAUAUGAAUGUAAGGAAUGUGGGAAAUCCUUUUGUCAGAAGUCACACUUAAUUCAACAUCAUGGAACGCAUACGGGUGUCAUACUCUGUGAGUGUAAUAAUUGUGGCAAAACUUUCUGUCAGAAGUCAACCCUCAGUGUGCAUCUGAGUACUCACAAAAAGGAGAAACAUUAUGAACAUAAUAAAUCUUACAAGAGGUUAGCUCUCAAAGAACACCAGAAAACAGUCACGGAGAAGAAACUCUUUAAAUGUAAUGAAUGUGGAAAAGUGUUUCCCCAUAUUUCAGGCCUCAGAGCACAUCACAGAAUUCACACAGGGGAAAAACCCUAUAAAUGUAAUGAAUGUGUGAAAACCUUCUCCCAGAAGUCACACCUCAGUAGACAUCAGACAGUUCAUACAGGGGAGAAACCCUAUCAAUGUAAUGAAUGUUGGAAGACCUUUUCCCAUAAGACACAGCUCAGAGCACAUCAGAGAAUUCACACAGGGGAGAAACCCUAUCACUGUCCUGAAUGUGAGAAAGCUUUUACCCAAAAUACAUCUCUCAGAGUACACCUGAGAAUUCACAGAGGAGAGAAACGCUACGAGUGUGAUGAAUGUGGGAAAGCUUUUACCCAAAAUGCAACUCUCAGGCUGCACCAGAGACUUCACACAGGAGAGAAACCCUAUGAAUGUAAUGAAUGUGGAAGAUCUUUCUCCCUAAAAUUGUACCUAAUUUCACAUUUGAGAAUUCAUACUGGGGAGAAACCCUACAAAUGCAAUGAGUGUAGGAAAACAUUCUCCCGAAAUUCAGGUCUCAGGCUACACCAGAGAAUUCACACAGGGGAGAAACCCUAUGAAUGUAAUGAAUGUGGGAAAGCUUUUGCCCAAAAUUCAAAUCUCAGAGUACACCAGAGAAUUCACACGGGAGAGAAAUCCUAUGGAUGUAGUGAAUGUGGAAAAACCUUCUCUCAGAAGAAAAACCUCAGUGAACAUAAGAAAAUUCACACAGGCGAGAAACCCUACAAAUGUAAUGAAUGUGGGAGAUCUUUCUCCCAGUAUUCAGGCCUCAGAGCACAUCAGAGUAUUCACACAGGGGAGAAACCCUAUGAAUGUAAUGAAUGUGGGAAAACCUUCUCUCAGAAGAAAAAUCUCAGUGCACAUCAGAAAAUUCACACAGGUGAGAAACCCUAUGAGUGUAACGAAUGUGGGAAGAAUUUUGCUCAUUAUUCUACUCUCAGAAGACAUCAAAGAACUCACACGGGAUUAACCUUAGGCAUGCAAUAAAUGUGGUAAAAGUUUUUUUGGGGAAGGCAACCCUUGGAGUACAAGAUUCACACAAGAGAGAAACCCUUUGCAGGUAUGUCAUACGUAUUAGAUAAUUCACAUAAGGGAGAAACCCACAGCUUAUACACUGGCAACUUCUUCACCUCUAUUUCUUUUUUUCUUAGGCUCAUAGCUAUUCUAGUUUUUCCAACUGUCUAUUGCACGUUAGUUGGAUAUGCCACAUCCACGUCUGGCCGAUCGGAAACUUAAACCUCACAUUGUUUCUGACCCUGUUGAAAUGAAGAUGAUUUCCGUGGUAAACUUUGGAUGUUAUCCGUUAAUGUGGCAGAAUACAGAGUGAAGGAAGCUAGAGUCCUUGCAUAACUGGGUUGACCACAGUUCUUCCCUUUUGUAUCUUCAGUAGUUGACUUUUUUUUUUUUUUCAGUGAAGAAAUAAGUUUGUGUUCUCUUUAGUUCUUGCAGAUUUGGCUGUUACUGUACCUUGCUUAGUUAUCUGUCUGGUAAGGAUGGAUGAAACCCUGUGACUCCAAUGAAGUGAGAAUCCAGCCAUUCAUUGUACGUCAGAAAAAAGUCGACAGGAAAGGUGUUUUAGUUACCUAGCGCUGCCAUAACAGAAAUACCACAGGCAGGUAGCUGUAAAGAACAAUUUGCUUUCUCACUGUCUUGGUGACUAAAACUCUGAAUUCAAGGGAUGGCUGUAGAGGGAGGUGUUUUCUUUGUUGGCAGCCUUUUUGCAUUUGUCUUCCCCCUGUUUUUGUCUGCAUUAAUUUUGCUGUUUUUAUAACAAACAGGGUUAGGACCCAUCAUAUUCUGACAUGAGCUCAUUAGCAUAAGAAAAACCUUGUUUCCAAACAGUCAUAUUUACAGGUAUAAAAAACUGAAACCCAUUGCCCUCGAGUUGAAUCCGACUCACAGUGACCCUAUAGGAUAGAGUAGAACUGCCCAUAGAGUUCCCAAGGAGUGGCUGGUGGUUUCUAACUGCCAAACUUUAGAUUAGCAGCCGUAGCUCCUAACCACUGCGAUUUUAACACAUAUUUUGGCAGGACACAAUUCAGUCCAUAACAAAAGAACUCUUGUCAACAUCCAUAAUGAUCAAAAACUCUUACCUGCAAGUCAAACACAGUAGAAAUCAGAAAUCUCAGGAAAAAUCCACAUAAACAUGUGAAAGCCUUUAGCAAGCAAUUAAUCCCUUUGAACAUCAACUGGUUAUGAUUGGCCUGAAAUUUUAAAUAGUUUGAAUGUAUGAACAUUUUCAACAAAUAUUGAACAUUUAUUUUGCAUUAUUCUAUAUUUUCUGGAAGGAAAUGCAUCUGUUCCAGAAUUCUGGAUUAAACCUUCACCUACAAGUGAUGUACCAGAAGUCAUGAUUUGUAUAUGAUAGCUGAAGCUUUUAUAGACAAUUUGUAGUAAAACAUAUACCUAUGAAAUGUGCAGUUUUAAAAAUGGAGUUAUUCAGGGCCACAGUAGUGAACAAAUUUGUGUGCAGCCUCUGAGCAAUGUUUGCUGCUUCUAAAUGUGAGAAGGCUACAUAACAGAUGUUUCAUUUUUUGUGUAUUGAAGCGUGACAGCAUUAAAUUGGAAAUGUUUACACUUAGUUUAAUAAAUUGUGAAAUAAACUUUGAUUUUCCACACUAAAUUGUUGUCUCUUUAUAUUAUUAAAACUUUUGAUGUAUUAAAGGUAAUAUUUGCAGUUUAAAGUAUCUUAUCACAUAGGCUUUCUUGGUCGUAUUUUUGUUAGGUGCCAUGGAGUUUACCUCAGCUCAUAAAGACCUUAUGUAUAACAGAAGGAAACAUUGCCCAGUACUGUACCAUCUUCACAAUUGUUGGUAUGUUUGAGUCCAUUGUUGCCACCACUGUGCCAGUCUAUCUCAUUGAGGGUCUUCCUAUUUUUUGCUGACCCUCUGCAUUACCUACAUGAUGUCCUUGUUCAGUGAUUGGUACCUUCUGAUGACUUGUCCAAAGUAAGUGAGCAACUCCCUUCUAAAAAGCAUUCUGGUUGUACUUCCUCCAACACUGAUUUGUUUCUUUUUCUGGCAGUCUAUGGUGUAUUCAGUAUUCUUCACCAACAGUGCAAUUCAAAUGUGUCAGCCCUUUUUCAGUAUUCACUUUUCAUUGUCCAGCUUUUGCAUGCAUAUGAGGCAAUUGAAAAUACCAUGCCGUGGGUCAGGUGCACCUUAGUCAUCAAAGUGACAUCUUUGCUCUUUAGAAAUUUAAAGAGGUCUUUUGCCACAGAUUUGCCCAAUACAGUACGUCAUUUGAUUUCUUCACUGCUGCUUCCCUGGCCGCUAACUGAUGAUCCAAGUAGAAUGAAAUCCCUGAGGACUCCAAUUUCUUCACCAUUUAUAAUGAUGUUAUUUAUGGUGCCAGUUGUGAGAGUUUUUGUUUUUUUCAUGUUCAGGUGUCGUCCAUACUGAGGGUUGUAGUCUUUUACCUUCAGCAGUAGGUGUUUCAAGUCAUCCUCAUUUUCAGCAUGCGAAGUUGAGUUAUUUGCAUAUUGCAAGUUUUUGAUGAGACUUCCCUCAAUCGUGAUGCUCUGAUCUUCAUACAGUCCAGCUUCUCAGAUUAUUUGUUCAUGAUACAGAUUGAGUAAGUAAGGUGAAAGGAUACAGCCCUGCCAAUGUCUUUGCGUAGUUGAAAAAGCACAAUAAACAUCAUUCUGGUAUUCAUGACAUCCUUCUUCCAUGUCCUCUUCUGAAUCUGGCUUGAACUUCUUGCAAUUCCUUGAUGUAUUGCUACAGCCAUUUUUAAAUUACAUUCAGCAAAAUUUUGCUUGCAUUUGAUUUUAAUGAUAUCGUUUGAUAAUUUCUGAAUUCUGUUUUGAUAGGCAGUCAGUUGGCCAAGUAGCUGUCUCCCAAAUAUCUUGACGUAGAUGAAUACAUGUUUCCAGCAUUGCAUCUGUGUGUUGAAGCAUCUCAGUUGGUAUUCCGUCCAUUCCUGGAGCCCUGUUUUUCGCCAGUGCCGUCAGUGCAUCUUGUACUUCUUCCUUCAGUACCAGUGGUUGUUGAUUGUAUGUUGCCUCCUGAAAUGGUUGAACUUGAACCAAUUCUUUUUGGUACAGUGACUCUGUGUAUUCCUUCCAUCAUUUUGUUGUUGUUGUUCUUGCUGAGAAUAUACACAGCAAAACAUACACCAAUUCCACACUUUCUACACGUGAGCAUGUUGUUGGUGUGUGCUGUAGAGUUGAUUCCGACUCAUAACUGCCCCAUAGGGUGUCCGAGGCUGUAAUCCUUACGGGAGCAGAUUGCCACGUCUUCUGAGGAGUGGCUGGUGGGUUCAAACCUCCGACCUUUUGAUUAGCAGCUGAGUGAGUGCAUAACGGUUGUGCCACCAGUGGUUCUUUCCAUCUUUUAACGCUUUCUUCAAUCCUUCAAUAUUGCCAGCUCGAGGCUUGAAUUUUCUCUUUGAUUCUUUCAGCUUGAGAAAUGCCAGUUGUGUUCUUCCCUUUUGGUUUUCUAACACCAGUUCGUUGCACAUUUCAUUAUAAUAGUUUAAUUUGUGUUCUUGAGCUGUCCUUUGAAAUCUUCUGUGCAGCUCCUUUAUUUCAUUGUUUUUUCUGUGAGCUUCCACUCUGCACUCAGGAGCAAGUUCCAGAGUCUAUUCUGACAUCCAUUUUUGUCUUUUGUUUCCUGUCUUUACUGACCUUCUGCUUUUUUAUGUAUGGUGUCCUCCCACAGCUCUUUUUUGGUUUUUGGUCGUAAGUGUUCAGUGCAUCAAAUCUAUCCUUGUGAUAGUCUCUAAAUUCAGGUGAGAUGUAAGGUCAAGGUCAUAUUUUGAGUCAUGGAUUUGCUUUGAUUUGCUUCAGCUUCAGCUCGAACUUGCAUGUGAUCAAUUGAUGGUCUGCUCUGCAGUCAUUCCCUGGCUUUGAGUUUCUUCAUUAGCUCUUUCCACAGAUGUAGUCUAUUUGAUUCCUGUGUACUCCAUCCAGUGAGAUCCGGGUUAUAGUUGUUUGUGUUGUUGAGAAAAAACUAUUUCUGAUGAAUAAGUCCUUUGUCUUGUAGAAUUCUAUCAUGAGGUCUCCAGGAUUGUUGCUAUCAGCAGGCUGUAUUUUCUAACUACUGGUUCUUCUUUGUUCCCAACUUUUGCAUUGCAAUCACCAGUAAUUAUCAGUGCAUCUGCAUUGCACGUUUGAUCAAUUUCAGACUGCAGCAGUUUGAAAAACAUCUUCAAUUUUUUCAUUUAUGGUUAUUCUAAAAGCAUUAAAAAAAACAAAACUGAGUCAUGAAAACAGGUGUCUGUCUUCUGUACUGUGUUGUGAUAUUAUAGGACUUCUUAAGCAGUUUUUUGUAAAUAGUUUAUUUUUGUUGUUGAGAAUGUGCACAGCGUGACAUAUACCAAUUCAGCAAUUUCUAUAUUUACAGUUCAGUUUCACUGAUUACAUUCUUCAAGUUGUGCAACCAUUCUAACCCUCGUUUUCUAAAUUGUUCCUCCUCUAUUUACAUAAACUCUCUGCCCCAUAAUUCUCUUUAUCUAAUCUUUCAAGAUGCUGUUUUCAAUUUGAUGCUAUAUAGACAGUUCUUUAAAAGAGUACACUGCUCAAGACAUAUUCUUCAUUAAUUAUGCUAAAAUAUUGUUUGGCUUAAAGAGACUUCAGGGCAUAUUUUUUAUUUAAGAUUCAAAGGUUAUCUCAGGGAAAUAGUUUUGGGGGUUUAUCCAGCCUCUGUGGCUCCAGAAAGUCUGAGCUCCAUGAAAAUUUGAAAUUCUCUUCUACAUUUUCCCCUUUUUGAUCAGGAUUCCUCUAUAGAAUCUUUAUCAAAACAUUCAGUAAUGGUAGCCAGGCCCCAAGCAGUUCCAGUGUCAUGGCAAAGGAGGCAUUUGUUCAUGGAGGCAAUUAGGUAUGCGUUCUCUUUCAUCUUAUUUUUGACUCUCCUGCUGCUUUUAAUGCUCCAAGCAAUUAAAGACCAACUAGCACUACACAGUAAAUUAGGAGGUAGAACAGAAGCACUAAAAAGAUAUUACACCAGUUAAGUGGGGUAUCUCAUGAAACCAUUACCCUAAACCUCUAAACCAAGAAACCAAAUCCCAUGAUGCAUUUGGUUGUACAUAAGCAGGCUGAGUAGCUGUCCCCUUUUUUUGUUGUAAAUAUAUCACACAACUUUUGCCAAUUCAAGUUUUCAUAGCUGUACAACUUAUUUACAUCAAUUACAUUAAUCAGCUGGUCAGUCCUUACCCUUAAUGAAUGCUAAUUUUCUAUCACCAUAAACUGAAAUUCAGUGCUUCAUAAGCAAUAGCCCUCUCCCUGCUUCUGCCCGUGAUAACCAUUAAUAUACUUUGGUCCCU
Loxodonta africana (African savanna elephant) is the source of this 8055-nucleotide messenger RNA. RefSeq names its product zinc finger protein 658. NCBI's taxonomy places the organism in Eukaryota, Metazoa, Chordata, Mammalia, Proboscidea, Elephantidae. Gene Ontology annotation, cellular component: nucleus. Gene Ontology annotation, biological process: regulation of transcription by RNA polymerase II. The record is from RefSeq and is a predicted model, not a curated record. The coding region runs from base 205 to 2778 and encodes 857 amino acids. The transcript has 5 exons. Gene Ontology annotation, molecular function: DNA-binding transcription factor activity, RNA polymerase II-specific; RNA polymerase II cis-regulatory region sequence-specific DNA binding.